Molecule: messenger RNA, 3576 nt
Organism: Hevea brasiliensis (rubber tree)
Lineage: Eukaryota; Viridiplantae; Streptophyta; Magnoliopsida; Malpighiales; Euphorbiaceae
Product: probable LRR receptor-like serine/threonine-protein kinase At1g53430
Exons: 24
Coding region: 285-3341 (1018 amino acids)
Biological process (GO): protein phosphorylation
Molecular function (GO): ATP binding; protein binding; protein kinase activity
Source: RefSeq, a predicted model, not a curated record
UUUUCUUGCCGCUUUUCAUUGAAACACUUUUGUAAUUACAAAGAAACAGCGUCGUAUUCGUCAUUUUCUUUUUAAUUUGACGCAUUCAAAAGAAACCUUACAACAGCACCUUGAUAAAAUCCAAACUCUUCUGUCAUCUUUAAUCCUCCAACUGCUACUCCACCCUCUUCUUCUAAGAUUUCUUCUUUGUUAAUUUCCCUGCAAUUCUUGUCAUUUUCUUCUUGCAGUCUCUCUUUUCUCUCUGUUCUCCCAGAGAAGAUAAGAAGAGCAAAAGGAAAAACACUAUGGCGUUUGUUCCUACUGUCUUGAAGAUUUUCUCUGUUAUUGUUUUCUGGGUUUUGGUUUUGGAUUGCUUUUUUGUCAAGUUGGGAUCUCGGGCUCAAGUCUUGCCUCAAGAUGAAGUGGAAAUUCUUCAAACAAUAUCUACGAAAUUGAAGAGCCCCUGGAGCGUCACCCAAGAUUCUUGCAGCAAAGAAGAGUGGAAACGGAUCAUCUCGGAUAACAACAUUCUAAGUAAUGUUACGUGCAAUUGUUCAUUUGAAAACGGCGCCGUUUGUCACGUUACAAAUAUCCUGCUGAAGGGUUUUAACUUGACUGGAGUUCUACCCACUGAAAUUGGAAACCUUACUUUUCUGGUUGAACUUGAUCUCACUCGUAACUAUCUCAAUGGAACAAUUCCUAAAAGUCUUGCUUGGCUCCCUAACCUUCGGAUAUUGUCCCUUCUGGGAAACCGUCUCACUGGUCCAAUUCCUGAUGAAAUUGGCAACAUUGCUACACUGGAGAAAAUGGUCUUGGAGGAUAAUCUUCUUGUAGGACCUCUCCCUUCAAACCUUGGAAAUAUGAGGAGCUUGAAGGAACUCUAUCUUUCUUCAAACAAUAUCACAGGAGUGAUACCAGUUUCAUUUGGCAAUUUAAAGAACUUAACUGACUUUAGGAUAGAUGGGAAUGAACUCUCAGGUAAAAUACCUGAAUUUAUCGGGAAUUGGACAAAUCUUGAUAGAUUAGAUUUGCAAGGAACAUCCCUGGAGGGUCCUAUUCCUGCUACCAUAUCACUGUUGACGAACUUAACUGAAUUGAGAAUAUCCGAUUUGCAUGGAACAAGUUCAAAUUUCCCUGAUCUUAGCGCUAUGACAAAAAUGCAGAGAUUGAUACUGAGAAAUUGCUUAAUCACUGCUACAAUCCCGGAAUACAUUGGAAAUAUGGCAGACUUAAAAGUUUUAGACCUUAGCUUCAAUAAGUUGACAGGCUCAAUUCCAGGCACAUUUUCGAAUUUGCAAAAAAUAAAUUAUAUGUUUCUGACUAAUAACUCGCUGACCGGAACACUACCUGACUGGAUAUUAAGCAGGAAGCAGAACUUGGAUGUAUCUUACAACAAUUUUACGGGGUCAGUUACAAGCGGUUGCCAGCUGCCAGAAGUGAACUUAGUUUCUAGUUUUUCACCUUCUGAGAGCAAUGAGAUUUCCUGGUGCUUGAGGAAGGACCUUACCUGCUCUGGGAAACCUGAAUACCAUUCAUUGUUUAUAAACUGUGGGGGAUCCAAGAUGAGCUUCAACAAUAAUGAAUAUGAAGAUGACUUAACUCCAGGGGGGGCAUCUGCCUUUAUUUCUGUAGCAGAGAAAUGGGCUUAUAGCAGUACUGGACUUUUUGUGGGCGAUGAUGGUGCUAAUUUUGUAGCAAGAACAAGUUUUGGUACAAAUGUGACUGGAGCAGGAUUGUAUGAAUCUGCCCGCCUUGCUCCUCAAUCACUCAAGUACUAUGGCUUAUGUAUGCGGCAGGGCAGCUAUAAUGUGAAGCUUCACUUUGCUGAAAUCAUGUUUUCCAAUGAUGAGACAUUUAGCAGCCUUGGAAGACGCAUAUUUGAUGUAUCAAUUCAAGGAAAUGUAGUUUUGAAGGAUUUCAAUAUUAUGGAGAAAGCUGGAGGAGCUGGUAUUGGUUAUGUUGCAGAAUUUGAUAAUAUUACCGUUAAUGGUAGCACAUUGGAGAUACAUUUAUAUUGGUUGGGCAAAGGUACUAAUGCAAUUCCAGUUAGAGGUGUCUAUGGACCUCUCAUAUCAGCUAUUACAGUGACACCAAACUUCAAGGUUGAUGAUGGAGGAGGGUUGCCGGUUGGAGCUAUUAUUGGCAUUGUAGCUGCUUCAUGUCUGGUUGUUGUGCUGAUCUUGAUAGUCCUCCGAUUGAAAGGUUAUUUAGGAGGGAAGGACCUUGAAGAUAAAGAACUUCGUGGACUAGAUCUCCAGACUGGUUAUUUCACUCUAAGACAAAUUAAACAUGCUACCAACAAUUUUGACGCAGUAAAUAAGAUUGGAGAGGGAGGAUUUGGGCCAGUGUACAAGGGAGUGCUGUCAGAUGGUGCAAUAAUUGCUGUUAAGCAGCUCUCAUCAAAAUCGAAGCAAGGGAACCGUGAAUUUGUGAAUGAGAUAGGCAUGAUAUCUGCGUUACAACAUCCUAACCUUGUGAGGCUGUAUGGCUGCUGCAUUGAAGGAAACCAAUUGUUGCUAGUCUAUGAAUACAUGGAAAAUAACAGUCUUGCUCGCGCACUUUUUGCUCAUGAGGAUCAACGACUUGAAUUGGACUGGCCAACAAGAAAGAAGAUAUUGUUGGGUAUUGCAAAGGGAUUAGCUUAUCUCCAUGAGGAGUCAAGGCUGAAAAUUGUACACAGGGAUAUUAAGGCUACCAAUGUGCUUCUUGAUAAGGAUUUAAAUGCUAAGAUAUCAGACUUUGGUUUAGCCAAGCUUGAUGAAGACGAGAACACUCAUAUCAGCACACGAAUAGCUGGAACAAUAGGUUAUAUGGCUCCAGAAUAUGCUAUGAGGGGUUACUUGACAGAUAAAGCAGAUGUUUACAGCUUUGGAGUUGUUGCUCUGGAGAUUGUAAGUGGGAAGAGCAACACCAAUUACAGACCAAAGGAGGAGUUUGUUUAUCUUCUUGAUUGGGCUUAUGUGUUGCAAGAGCAAGGAAACCUUCUGGAACUUGUGGAUCCAAAUCUAGGAUCAAACUACUCAAAGCAAGAGGCAAUGAGGGUUCUUAACCUGGCUUUGUUGUGCACCAACCCAUCUCCCACAUUGAGGCCAUCAAUGUCUUCUGUAGUGAGUAUGGUGGAAGGCAAAAUUCCAGUCCAAGCUCCAAUAAUCAAGCGUGGUUCCAUGGAUCAGGAUGCAAGGUUUAAAGCCUUUGAAAUUUUGUCUCAUGACAGCCAAACUCACAUCUCCAAGUUCUCUCAGGAUAUUCAUGAUCAAGGAAGCAUGUCAAUGGAGGGACCAUGGAUAGAUUCCUCAAUUUCUCUCCCAAGUAAAGGUGAUUCACAAGAGCAUUCAUCAAGUAGGCUUCUUAAGGAUCUUUAAGAUGUUAAAUUGAAGUAAACUGAGGCAUGAUUGAUGAAGUAGCUAAUACUUAUAUAUAGGACAGUUAUGAAGAUGUGUUGAUUCUUGUGUAAAUUAUUGUUUGCUUGAUCUAUAACAAUAGCUUUGAAAGUGUGUAAAGCUUCUUUCUUUUACUAAAAUAUUUAAAACAUGUUUCAUUGUUUUGUCAAUCCUUUUAAGUCUUACAAUUAAUUAAUAUCUUAAUUCCAAUGUUCAA